AUGAAGUUUGUGUUUGAACGUUUCAGUCACAUUCAUUCAGCCGUCCAGCCAUCCUCCUCCUCUCAACCUGAAACAGAGAAGAUUGAACAGGAAGGUCGGGUCGGGAUGGAGCUGAAGGUCUGGGUGGACGGGGUCGUCAGGGUCGUCUGCGGCCUUUCUCUCAACACUUCCUGUCAGGAAGUCGUCAUCUCUCUGGCUCAGGCCAUCGGUCAGACGGGUCGAUAUGUUCUGGUCAGGAAGUUUCGGGGCUCGGAGCGCCCUCUGGUGGCUGACGACUGUCCCAUGCAGCUGCUGGCUCAGAUGGGUCAGCUGGCUGCAGAGGUCCAGUUCGUCCUGCGGAAAACGGGCCCCAGCCUCAGCGAAGGGCCACAUGAACCCAGCAAGGAAAGCCAGCGCCCCCUGCUGGUGCCCUCAGAACCAGAACCUCAUCAUAAGGGCCCCCAGAAAGCCCUCUCCUUCAACCUGGGCCCCUCAACGUUUCCCAGGAGGAACAGACCCAGCAGGAACUGGUCUCCCAGUCUGGAGGAAUCAGCAGAAGAGAAUCAUCUGUCUGAUUCUGAGAAGGAGGAGAUGCUGAGGCAGGUCCUGCAGCAGCAGGAGAUGCUGCAGGACCUGGAGGCUCAGAUCGAAGCUCUGGAGAAAGACACAGAGUUAUUCGAGCAGAAGGUCACGACCUCUGCUGCUCCAGAUCCGAUUCCGGACCUGACAGACGACCUGCAGGAGCUGGAGUACCGGCUGAAGCAGUACGAGGUGGAGCUGAUGUACGGAGAAAACUGGGAGGAGGAGCUGAAGGUGGAGCUGGAGCGAGAGCAAGACAUGCAGAGACGCCUGGAACAGAUUCACUCGUCUAUAGACGACCAGAGUUACGAGAUCAAGGUGCUCCAGAGCCGCUCCGAACACCUGCAGCAGGACCUACAGGACCGGGCCCAGACAAGCGACCCGAGCGCCGAGGAGGAGGAGGCCCGGCUGACCGACGAGGCCCUCAGGUCGCUGACCCAGGAGCUGCACAAGCGGCUGCAGCUGGGGGAAGAUCUGGACGCGGCGCUGGCAGAGACGCAGUGGAAGCUGCAGACGGCAGAAGAAACGGUAAAGGACAGACUGCAGCUGAUCGAUGGGCUGAAGAAGGAGCUGAGGCAGAGCGACCUGCAGCAGUUCAUCCAGCAGGCCGGUGGGAACCCGUACGCCGACCAGGCGGGCCCGCUGCCUGGCACCGAAGUUCACCUCAGCAAGACUCGCAUCAGGAAGUAGCAGCAGCCGGAGCAUCAAUAGGAACCAGAAGGAGAAACCUUGAAGUCCCGUUAAUGUGUGUAUGAGUGUAUGCGUGCGUGUGCGUGCGUGUGUGUGUGUGCGUGUGUGUGUGUGUGUGUGUGUGAAUGUUGUGUUUGUUGUAAAAACACAUGAAAAUAAAUUAACUAGACUAUUUCUAUAAGAGUGUACAGUUGUUUAGCCUGAAAUGUCAUUUUUUAUAUGUAAAAAUAAAGUUUUUUAUUCCAUCUCUGAAAUAAAUUCUCAGCAGUUCAUCUUUGAACCACUAGAGGCCGCCAAAGCUUCAUCCUUUUAUUGCAACAUGAGGCUUUUAUUAAGCUUACACACUGAUUCAUGCUAACUAUAUGUUUUUAUAUUAAACAGAAAUGGAUCAAAAGUAUAUAGUAUAUAUUAAACAGAAGAAAAGUAUAUAAAACUUUUUGCUACUUUAUACUCAUCCAAGCUGCAGUGAUGAUGGUUCAGGUAUUUAAAGGUUUUGUUUUAUCUCAGUCAUAACUUACAGCUGCAUCUCAGCAGUUCUGAUCAGGGGCUGGAAUAAUUUUAGGAUCAUAAUGAAAACAGUUUUUUUUUUUUCAAUUCAGAUGAAAUCAUAAUCCCAUCCUCUUAAACAGCCUUAACUUUUUUUUAGCUGUUCUCAGGUGAUUUUUUUUUUAAUUGAACAUUUUUGAAUUUUGUACUAAAACUAAUUUGCAAUUGAGAUUAGAAUAAUUUUAGUUGCAGGAAGUGGAAGAGGAGACUUGAAGAAGAAGUUCAGCAAUGUGGUUGAACUAAAUCUGCGUUAAAGGAGCAUAUUGUGACCCAGACUGAUAAACCGACUAAGAUCAGAUCCUAGAUGCAGGUAGUAAAUGAUGCAGGUAGUAAAUGAUGCAGGUAGUAAAUGAUGCAGGUAGUAAAUGAUGCAGGUAGUAAAUGAUGCAGGUAGUAAAUGAUGCAGGUAGUAAAUGAUGCUGUCCAUCUGAGCAGAUGUUCCUCAUGUUCCUCUGGUCUCAUGUAGAUUUCUAUAAAUCCCUGUCUGCUCCGCCUCUCAGUGAAGGAGGAUUCACUGCUUGGUGUCUGGAUUGUAACAUUACACCAGGGGCCUCCUGACAUGCAGCACAGAGUAAAGCUGCUGUCCUCAGACGACCAGCAGACAUCAGCAUCUGUGUGGGACGGAUCUAGAACCGGAGACAUGAUUUAGUCUGAAUUUUUUAACGUUACCUGACGUCUGAACCUGGACCAGAUCUCUUUUAGCCCAUAAGGUUUGUACUGAGGUCCGACCUUUGACCCAGCCUCUCAGCCUCCUUCUGUAACCUGCAGCCCGUCGAUCUAACCGCCUCCCUUCUGAAUCCAAUUGUGCCAAAUUGGAUCCGAUUGGCUUGGAGAGAGAACAGAUCAGUGAGUAAGACUUUCACAAUUUACUGUGUCCAAAUCAGAUUGUCCACUUAUCCACCGGCUGGAUGGCAGAAUAAAGAAAUGCUCAGUCUGUGGCUGUUAGUCUGGAUCACAGCGCCAUCUGCAGGUGUGUCUCUGCUCAGCAGGCCGGUGAAAUCAGGGACAGAGACAGAUGGAAACCAGACUCUCACUGGGAGUCUGGUCUUGGUCAGACAGGUGAGAUCUUCUCAUCUGACAGAGAACAGGGCCCACAGCAUCACAGGUCCUCCACCAUACUUUGUCAUAUUCAUCCAUUGCUUCACCUGGAAUGCUUGAAGCUGAAAACUCAAAUAAAAACAGUAUAAAAAUAAAACAGAUGUUUAGAUGGUCAGUAUUUCCUCGAUUCCCACAGUAAAUGUUUUUUUUUUUCACUUUAUUUAUGGUAAAAAUGUCAAUUAUGAAACCUCAACAGCUGUGAUAUGAGCUAACAUUAAUA
This is a messenger RNA of Poecilia reticulata (guppy), 3112 nucleotides long. Its product is annotated as ras association domain-containing protein 7-like. Gene Ontology annotation, biological process: signal transduction. NCBI's taxonomy places the organism in Eukaryota, Metazoa, Chordata, Actinopteri, Cyprinodontiformes, Poeciliidae. The record is from RefSeq and is a predicted model, not a curated record.